Molecule: messenger RNA, 1039 nt
Organism: Harpia harpyja (harpy eagle)
Lineage: Eukaryota; Metazoa; Chordata; Aves; Accipitriformes; Accipitridae
Gene: IER3IP1
Product: immediate early response 3 interacting protein 1
Exons: 3
Coding region: 73-324 (83 amino acids)
Biological process (GO): endoplasmic reticulum to Golgi vesicle-mediated transport
Cellular component (GO): endoplasmic reticulum membrane; Golgi membrane; COPII-coated ER to Golgi transport vesicle
Source: RefSeq, a predicted model, not a curated record
CUCCAGCCCCGCCCCGCCACGUCCCGCUCGGCCGCCGGUUCCCGCCCCGGCGGCGCAUCGCGGCGGCGGGUCAUGGCGUUCACGCUCUACUCCUUGUUGCAGGCCGCGCUCCUCAUCGUUAACGCCAUCGCCGUGUUGCACGAAGAACGCUUCCUCCGACACGUUGGCUGGGGAAGCGAUCAAGGGAUUGGAGGAUUUGGAGAGGAACCAGGAAUUAAAGCACAGCUAACGAACCUUAUUCGAUCUGUACGAACCGUUAUGAGAGCUGCUAUUUCUUCUCGUCAUUUCCAAUCUAUCCUUCCUUCGCGCGAGGACUCAGUGUAGGAGGGCGCAGGUCCCAGCUAAGGUGCCCCGAUUCUGAUAAAGUGUAAAAAAAAAUACCCUGACUCCGACUCUGGCUUGUGGCACUGCUGCAGCAUCUUGUCUUUCCUCAGAGUUUGGGAGCUGAGGAGGGAAGCUUGGUGAUCAAUCAGAGUGUGCAAUUAGCUUCACCCUGGCUAAAUUCAAUUUUGUGUAAAGUACCUGGUGAGGGAAAUGUAAUUCCUGGGAUUCUUAAAGGUAAGCCAGGCUUACAUACCUCAAAGGAUGGGGAAAAAACCAGACUCUUAAUUUGUAACUUACUGAUAGUUUUUCACUUUAAAGCACAGGACAAAUUCCUUUUAUAGGUGAUGAUAAAGGGGACGUAAAAAAUCUUGUCUGUCUUGCCCACCACAGAGCAAAACUGAUACAUUUCUUCUAAAUCACAGCAAAGCCAAGGGUAGAAACUGACUUUGAGGCGGUCUAGUUUCAUUUGGAGAAAAGGUUCUUUGGGUUAAAGUUAAAACAUGAUGGGCCAUAGAAAAAUAUUUAUGCUGUUGCUUCCUACUAAUUUUUAGUGUCCUAGGCUUUGAUCCUGGCUCCUUCCACUAAUCCUGGUUUUGCAUAGGAAAAAUAAGUGUAUUUUUAAAAUUUUGAUUGUUUUUGCUCCUUAAAAGGUAGUCUCCCAAGAUAAUGUGAAGUUCUGUCACUUUGUGACGUGGAAAAGAAAAUUUUCACAAUU